Molecule: messenger RNA, 825 nt
Organism: Aspergillus lentulus
Lineage: Eukaryota; Fungi; Ascomycota; Eurotiomycetes; Eurotiales; Aspergillaceae
Product: putative para-hydroxybenzoate-polyprenyltransferase Coq2
Biological process (GO): ubiquinone biosynthetic process
Cellular component (GO): mitochondrial inner membrane
Molecular function (GO): 4-hydroxybenzoate polyprenyltransferase activity
Source: RefSeq, a predicted model, not a curated record
AUGGCAUCUGCCACACCCAUGCAGAUUCUUGGCACUACUGGUCUUUUUUUCACGGGUGCAUUAAUCAUGAGAGGCGCCGGCUGUGCGAUCAAUGAUUUAUGGGACAGGAACCUGGACCCGUAUGUCGAACGCACAAAAUUCCGGCCUAUUGCGCGAGGCGCCCUAUCUCCUAAGAAGGCAUUGAUUUUCACCUGUUCCCAACUUCUAGCCGGAUUAGCUGUCCUGCUACAAUUUCCCUCCCAGUGUCUCUGGUAUGGUAUUCCCAGCCUCCUGUUGGUGACGACAUAUCCUCUCGCCAAGCGCGUCACUUACUACCCUCAGGCUGUUCUGGGUCUCACAUUUUCAUGGGGUGCUAUCAUGGGAUUUCCAGCACUGGGUGUCGAUCUUCUUAGCAACCAUGCUGCUUUGGAAGCCGCAGCAGCCUUGUAUUCUAGCUGUGUUGCCUGGACAGUGCUGUACGAUAUGAUCUACGCACAUAUGGACAUCAAAGACGACGUCGCGGCGGGGAUCAAGUCAAUUGCCCUUCGGCAUGAGCAUAACACUAAGACAGUUCUUUCUGGUCUGGCAGCAGUUCAAGUAGCGCUGCUCGCUACUGCAGGAGUAGCAGCAGGUGCUGGACCCAUCUUUUUCGUCGGCACCUGCGGCAGCGCAGCCGUUUCUCUCGGUAUUAUGAUUUGGAAGGUCCAAUUGAAGAAUGUCAAGAACUGCUGGUGGUGGUUUAAGAACGGAUGUUUGCUGACUGGGGGCGGCAUCACUUUGGGGAUGUUCUCUGAGUAUAUAGCUCAAACCACUGGCCUGUAUAAAAGCGAUAAGAACUUACAUUAA